CCUCCCAUUCCAUUUUCCUGCAUUGUGUUUGUGUUUGAUCUGUUCAAGCUAUUGCGUUUCAAAGAAACAAAUAUAUAUACUGAAAAUAAAAAGGAAAAAAGAAAGCUUUGCUUCCUCCUCCUCUUUCUUGCUCUGCUCCAGGUUUUCCUUCAUCGUUUUUGGGUUUAACAUCCGAGGAGAAAAGAAACGAGACAGUGAAAAUCCGAAACCAAACUCAGAAAAUUAAAAGUGAUCCACCUGCAGAGAGAUGGAUUUGGAUCAGUGGAUAGCCAAGGUGAAGGAAGGGCAGCAUCUAUUGGAGGACGAGCUUCAACUUCUCUGCGAAUAUGUAAAAGAGAUCCUCAUUGAGGAGUCCAAUGUACAGCCUGUUAACAGUCCUGUCACUGUUUGUGGUGAUAUUCAUGGCCAGUUCCAUGAUCUAAUGAAACUUUUCCAGACUGGAGGUCACGUUCCUGAGACAAAUUAUAUUUUUAUGGGAGAUUUUGUUGAUCGAGGUUUCAAUAGUCUUGAAGUUUUCACUAUUCUUUUGCUUCUUAAAGCAAGAUAUCCAGCUAAUAUCACACUUUUGCGAGGAAAUCAUGAAAGCCGACAACUAACUCAGGUUUAUGGCUUCUAUGAUGAAUGCCAGAGGAAGUAUGGUAAUGCCAAUGCAUGGCGAUAUUGUACUGAUGUUUUUGAUUAUCUAACACUCUCAGCAAUUAUAGAUGGCACAGUGCUUUGUGUCCAUGGUGGCCUUUCUCCCGACAUCCGGACAAUAGAUCAGAUAAGAGUGAUUGAACGCAAUUGUGAAAUUCCACAUGAAGGGCCAUUUUGUGAUCUAAUGUGGAGUGAUCCUGAAGAUAUUGAAACAUGGGCAGUUAGUCCCAGAGGAGCAGGUUGGCUAUUUGGAGCCAGAGUUACUUCUGAGUUCAAUCACAUUAACAAUCUUGAUCUGGUUUGUCGAGCACACCAACUGGUACAAGAAGGUCUAAAGUACAUGUUUCAAGAUAAAGGCUUAGUAACUGUCUGGUCUGCACCAAAUUACUGUUAUCGUUGUGGUAAUGUUGCUUCUAUAUUGAGCUUCAACGAGAACAUGGAGAGAGAAGUGAAAUUUUUCACCCAAACUGAGGAGAACAACCAGAUGAGAGGACCCAGGACAGGAGUUCCUUAUUUCUUGUGAUGAGAAAUUCUUUUGCUGCGCUACUUGUAAAUUCGGGGAAGUAAUGUGACUGCUUAUUGUUGGGAAGGAGGAGGAGUUGCAAGUGGAAAGCUGAGAGCAUACGUCCUUGUUUGUCGUGCUGCAGGCGGACCUCGCAUUUGAUUGGGCUGGCAAUUGCGGCCCACUUUAGUUGCUUUUGCGAUUUGUGGCUCGAGUACUAUGGUUCCUCAUUGUGACAUUGUUUGUAAUUAGAUAAUGGCUUUCUUUUUGUUUUCAAUUUCCUUACCAUUUCCAUAGCCUUUGAAUUAAGUGUGUAUCAGUCUUCUGUGUCCAAUCACUAAUUUGAGCAACAAUUGAUUUUUAUUCCUAUGCUUCUUGUA
Messenger RNA from Manihot esculenta (cassava), 1518 nucleotides. Its product is annotated as phytochrome-associated serine/threonine-protein phosphatase. Gene Ontology annotation, cellular component: cytoplasm. The transcript has 10 exons. Lineage: Eukaryota; Viridiplantae; Streptophyta; Magnoliopsida; Malpighiales; Euphorbiaceae. Bases 248 to 1159 code for a protein of 303 amino acids. The record is from RefSeq and is a predicted model, not a curated record. Gene Ontology annotation, biological process: peptidyl-serine dephosphorylation. Gene Ontology annotation, molecular function: protein serine/threonine phosphatase activity.